AUGGGCACAAGGCUUGAUUUGAAAAGUAUAAAACCACUGUACAUUUUAGCCACUGUACUAAGUUUAGUCCCUCUGUAUAAUUUCGGUAACAAAAAUGUCAAGAAUGGUAAAUACUUAUACGCCUUUCUGGUCAUAUCCAUCUUCAGUUUCAUGCCUGUAUUAUCGCUCCAGGAAAGAUUGUUCAGCACUUAUCCAUUCACUCCAAAUUACACGGAUAUUUUACUAGACUUUGGUUCGUACGUUUGUCUUACUCUCGCAAAUUUGAUCAACUUAAUUGUUCUGCGGCUAGUGCAUUGGAAGAAAUUAAACACUUUGAUCAGAAAGAUUCAAAUUCUGGACUCUAAAUAUUUCAAGCAGCAGGAUGAUAUAAGCAAUAAACGAUUCAACGUGGAGUGUUCUUUGUAUUACGGCAUUUUAAUCUUUGGUUUAAGUUACAACGAAAUAUUCUGGGACUUGGCUUACGGCUUCAAAUCCAAUUGGGCUUAUUUCUUUCAAAACAUUCAGAAAUUGCAACUGCUUACAACCUCAAUGCUAGUUCACAAUAUAGCUUUAACGUUCAAAUACCGUUUCGAGUGUCUGAACAGAAACUUAUCCCAAACUAGGAUCAACCUGUACGUUAAAAAAGAUUUACUGUACCCGAUCGCCAAUGACAUGAGUAAAUCAGUAAAGGUAAUCAAUGAGAUCCAUAAAAGUCUCUUGAUAAUGUUUAGAGACUUCAAUACAAUCUUUGGAGUGCCCGUGAUUUUCAUCAUGAUGGUUUUCGUAUUCGGUAUGUUGCAUCCCAUAAAUUCGGUACUUCUUCAACUAAUUAAAGGGAAUAUCAUCAGUGGUAUGGAUGAUCCUGAUUUUGGAAAGCAUUACGUUGCUAUUACCUCCCUAAUAGCAAUAAGCACUUUUACAUUCGUUAUACCUUUUUCGUUUUCUUGCCACGGAGCCGUUGCAGAAGCGAAGAAAGUGUCGCUCAUUUCCAGAACGGUUAUAAAUGAUUUACCUAUUUACCUCUACGAUGAAUCUUUGAAGUUGUUGAUCGACGAACUGAAAAUUAUUGCUGAAGAAUCUCCUAACAAGUACCCUUUGUUCUCUGCUCGUGGCUUCUACCCAAUCGACAACACUGUACUUUUAAUACUCUUUGGAACUGUUACCACGUAUUUGAUUGUUCUAAUACAACUUAAUAUGGAGGAUUAA
This is a messenger RNA of Nicrophorus vespilloides, 1185 nucleotides long. RefSeq lists its product as uncharacterized. The transcript has 2 exons. The record is from RefSeq and is a predicted model, not a curated record. Gene Ontology annotation, cellular component: dendrite; axon; neuronal cell body. The coding region runs from base 1 to 1185 and encodes 394 amino acids. Gene Ontology annotation, biological process: sensory perception of taste. NCBI's taxonomy places the organism in Eukaryota, Metazoa, Arthropoda, Insecta, Coleoptera, Silphidae.